CAUGGUGCCAAAGGGGACAACAACUAUGAAUUUGAGAUCGAGUUCCUAGAGCCAGUCGAACCUAAACCUGUAUGCAGGGUGACCCAGAGGCAGCUGAACAUCACUGUGCAGAAGAAGGAGAGUAACUGGUGGGAGAGACUGACCAAGCAGGAGAAGCGUCCGCUGUUUCUGGCUCCUGACUUCGACCGCUGGUUAGAUGAGUCAGAUGCUGAAAUGGAGCUGAGGGAGAAGGAAGAAGAAAAGAUUAACAAAAUGAAAAUAGAAUCCAGAGUCCCCAAAGACCCCUUCAAACACCUGAAGAAGGGAUACUUAAUCAUGUAUAACCUUGUACAGUUUUUGGGAUUCUCAUGGAUUUUUGUGAACAUGACAGUACGACUGUUCAUCUUGGGAAAAGAUUCCUUUUAUGACACAUUUCACACUAUUGCUGAUAUGAUGUAUUUCUGUCAGACCUUGGCACUAAUGGAGAUCAUGAAUUCACUAAUAGGACUGGUCAGAUCACCUCUGAUUCCUUCUGUAGUACAGAUAUUUGGGAGGAACUUCGUUUUGUUUGUUAUCCUUGGAAGCUUGGAGGAAAUGCAGAGCAAACCUGUGGUGUUCUUCAUAUUUUAUUUCUGGAGCAUCACUGAGCUGUUCAGGUAUCCCUAUUACAUGCUUUCAUGCAUUGGAAUUGAAUGGAAACCACUAACUUGGCUCCGUUACACUGUCUGGAUCCCUCUGUACCCCUUGGGAGGCUUGGCAGAAGCUGUCUGUAUUGUUCAAUCCAUUCCAAUCUUCAGUGAAACAGGGAAAUUCAGUCUGGGGUUGCCAAAUCCACUGAAUGUCACAAUCCAGUUUUCAUUUGUGCUUCAACUAUAUCUUAUAGCCUUGUUUUUGGGGAUAUUCGUAAACUUUCGACACCUCUACAAGCAAAGGAAACAGCACCUUGGACCAAAGAAGAGGAAGAUGAAGUGAAGGAGGACUGCAAUGCUUUCUUAUCUCACUUAGUGACAAGAUAAGCCUAUAAUUCUUAUGGUUUUACCCACUGUAAUGUAAAGUAUUUUGUAAAAUGAAAUGACCACCCUAGAUCUCAUGAUUUCAUAGUGAGUUCAGGUACAUUCCCACAUAUUGGAUUUUGUUCCCUUUCAAUCACCUUUGCAUGGCAUUACCACUGAGCAUUUAAACUUGUAUCCUGCCAAGCAGCAUAUUAGAGAGAAAUCAUGUUAUCUGCAUAUGAUAAUGCUUAUAAUCAGUGGAGCAGCACCAAAUAGAAAUAGUGUUUAUCUUUUCAUUGGAGAUUUGCUAGUGCAUGCAGAUAGGGCUUCUGGUGUGGGAUAUACCCGUCGCUGGCCCUGCUGCUCCUGGGGUGCAUCGAUGGCAGGAGGAGCACAGUCUGAGGCCACUGUGAACAGUGGGUGUUUAUCAGCCCUUGGGGUACACUUGCUCAGCACAUCCCCUCCCUUUUCUUCUGCAGCAUCUUGGUGCUGCAGAAUUAAAACUGGAAGUAGCUAAUGCUGCUUUAAAUGCUACCAAGUUACUCUGUUUCUAGUUUAGCCUUAAUGGAAUAGGAGUGCUGUGUGGACCUAUCAACAUGUGUAUUCCUGUAGCAACACAUCCUACCCAGUCAUUAGGGAA
Messenger RNA from Acanthisitta chloris (rifleman), 1611 nucleotides. RefSeq names its product protein tyrosine phosphatase-like A domain containing 1 (gene HACD3). NCBI's taxonomy places the organism in Eukaryota, Metazoa, Chordata, Aves, Passeriformes, Acanthisittidae. The record is from RefSeq and is a predicted model, not a curated record. The transcript has 9 exons. Gene Ontology annotation, cellular component: endoplasmic reticulum membrane. The annotation marks the transcript as partial. Gene Ontology annotation, molecular function: 3-hydroxyacyl-CoA dehydratase activity. Gene Ontology annotation, biological process: sphingolipid biosynthetic process; very long-chain fatty acid biosynthetic process; fatty acid elongation.